Messenger RNA from Ylistrum balloti, 1440 nucleotides. RefSeq names its product tRNA N(3)-methylcytidine methyltransferase METTL6-like. The coding region runs from base 47 to 1162 and encodes 371 amino acids. The transcript is spliced from 6 exons. NCBI's taxonomy places the organism in Eukaryota, Metazoa, Mollusca, Bivalvia, Pectinida, Pectinidae. The record is from RefSeq and is a predicted model, not a curated record.
UCUUCAUUUGUUUGAUUCACGUGGGUGAUAGAUGUUGUAGAGCACAAUGGAAAAGAAUGUUUUCACUAAAAACAUGAACAGCUGCCAGGAAAAUGAAGAAACAAAAGAUAUCAUUGGACAUUCUGCAAGAGUUCUGACUGCAGAUGAGAAACAAAAACUUGAGAAAGAUGAUAAGCUCGUCUCUGAAUUUAAAAGGAAUAAGUAUGAAAUAGAUGCUAAGAAAAACUGGGAUUUGUUUUACAAAAGAAACACUACAAAGUUCUUCAAAGACAGGCACUGGACGACCCGUGAAUUCAAUGAGCUCUGUUCUGAUGUAGGAGAGCCUGGUAACACAAAGACAAUAUUGGAAGUAGGAUGUGGUGUUGGUAACUUCAUUUUUCCACUCCUCGAACAAGACUCAUCUUUAUACUUUCAUGCAUGUGACUUCUCACCUAGAGCUGUACAAUUUGUCAAGGAGAACCCACUUUAUGACCCAGAACGGUGUAAUGCUUUCCAAUGCGACAUCACAUCAGACCCACUGACCAAUCACAUGCCUGAAAACUCAGUUGACUUGGUAUCUAUGAUAUUUGUCUUGUCCGCCAUUCAUCCAGACAAAAUGGCCGCUGCAUUAUCAAACAUUGUCCAGGUGUUGCGACCUGGUGGUCUACUGCUGUUUCGGGAUUAUGGACUGUACGACUAUGCCAUGCUGAGGUUUCAGUCUGGACACAAGUUAUCAGAGAAUUUUUAUGUCAGACAAGAUGGUACUAGGGCAUUCUAUUUCUCCACUGAACUGCUGGAGAAGUUGGUGACAGAAGUGGGAUUAACAGUUUGUGAAUGUGACUAUAUACGCAGGGAAACUGUCAAUAAAAAGGAAGGACUCAGUGUGCCUCGGAUAUUUGUACAAGGCAAAUUUAUCAAACCAAAUUUAGGGAAGAACUCGUCAGUACAGGACAGUGACCAGUCUAGUGCUUGUCAGACUGAAUGUUGUACAGUACAGGACAGUGACCAGUCUAGUGCUUGUCAGACUGAACAUAUAACAGUGCCCCAAAAUACAGAAGAAGAUAUAAAAAGUGACAGUAACACUGAACAACAUCUUACAGAAUCACAAAACACGGAAGUAAAUGUGUCUCAGUUACAGAUACAUACAAACACUACAAACGCUGUGUCUGAAGGACAAUUAUGACGUCCCCCCACCUCUGUGUGUGGGACUUACAAAAAUGAUUGAUAUGAAUUGAUAACUUAUUUCAUAAUUGUUUUAAAACAGAUAAAACUUUAUAUAUUUGGAGUGGAUCAAGUUUUACAAUGUAAUUACUCUUAAACAGUUGAUAUUGAAUUUCAGAAAUUCACUGACAAAUUUUUAAUUCUUGACUGCAUCUAAUAAGGGAAAAUGAUUCACUUAUAUCGCAGGAUGUACAUUUUAAGGAAAAGUGAACUAUAUUGACCAGUACCUUUUGUUAUGUU